CUUUGAUACCCAUAAGACUCGCGUCGAGAUUGUUUGCUGAUUUUUCCACUUAGCCCAUCAAAACCAAAACCCCAUUGGCGCUCAGGCUCCCAAUCCCCGUCGUCUUCCGCCGCCGUCCGCCGCCGUAAUCGAGCCUAUUGGCUCAGGGUAGUUGCUUCAUUGGAUAAUAAAGGGAACGCCCAAUGGAUUUACAAGCCAGGAAGAAGGCAGUGUAUCGUGCUAAACUGAAUGCACACAAGUCGGAGAAACGAAUAGAAUCACCUCUUGUUAGAUAUAAUGAAUCUGAUCAACCUGUUUGUCGGGUUUGUGAUAUCACUUUGAAAUCUGAGUCCAGUUGGCCAGCACAUCAAGCUUCUCGGAAACAUCAUGAAGCUAUUGAAAAUGUCAAAGCAAAUGCUGCUGGUCAUACACGGGUUAAGGACAAAAAGACAGAACCAUCUAAAGAGUUGCCUACAUCAAAACUUGAACAAUCUAAGGAGCUCCCCCCUACUCAACCUGAAUCAUCUUCAGGAGUGCCUAAAGCCAGGUCAUCAGCAUCGCUUCCUUCAGACUUUUUUGACAAUAGUGAAACGAAGAAGCAAAAGACAGGAACCGAUCCUGGCAGAGAGGAAAUUCCAGUUUCAUCUAGGAAGGCAGUUGGGCAUGCUCAAGCUCAAGUCACCAAGCAGUUAGACUCUAGCCAAAAAGUAGAAACUCCAACUGCCAAGUUUAGAGAAAGGGAAAUAGAAGAAGAUAAGACACAUACAUCAAAACCUGAAGUUGUUCCAAAUAACAACCAAGUUAAAGGCCCUCUUCCUGAAGGCUUCUUUGAUGACAAAGAUUCUGAUCUAAGGGCUCGGGGCAUAACUCCAGUUAAGCCAGAUGUCAAAGAUGAGUACAAAGAAUUUGAAAAGCUUAUCCAAGAAGAUUUGAAGGAAGUGGAUAACCGCAUGGAAGAAGAAGAGAUUGAUGCAGCUGAGAUGAUAGAAGAGGCGGAGUCUGUUGAACAAAAGGUCUAUUGGGAGAGAGUGGAAAGGCUAAAAAAGAAGAAGAUGGAACUUGCAGUUGCCAGGUCUUCUGAUUCACGCAAAAGAGCUCCCGAGAAUCCCUCUCCCGAAGAAGAGGCAUCUAGUGGAGAUGAAAGUGACGACGACUUUACAGUUGACUGGAGGGCCAAACGAAUAUAGUACUAAAAUUCAUGGAUUCAAGUUUUCACUGGAUUUUCAGUUGUAUAUGGUGAAUCUACUACUACAGUGCUUAUAACUUUGCUUUUGAAUUGGUUAAAACAACAGGUCUCAAUUUGGAAGCCGAGUCAAGUCAAGCCAAA
Messenger RNA from Impatiens glandulifera, 1306 nucleotides. Its product is annotated as protein ABA AND ROS SENSITIVE 1. The coding region runs from base 183 to 1166 and encodes 327 amino acids. The transcript has 8 exons. Gene Ontology annotation, molecular function: zinc ion binding; nucleic acid binding. NCBI's taxonomy places the organism in Eukaryota, Viridiplantae, Streptophyta, Magnoliopsida, Ericales, Balsaminaceae. Gene Ontology annotation, biological process: mitotic DNA damage checkpoint signaling; mitotic DNA replication checkpoint signaling; nuclear DNA replication. The record is from RefSeq and is a predicted model, not a curated record. Gene Ontology annotation, cellular component: nucleus; spliceosomal complex.